AUGGGUCGACGUCCUAAAGGUGGCGAAGGAAAAGGAAGAGCGUCCAAUCAUAGAAUAGCGACUUUAAAGGAAACCGCUCGUAGUAAUGUUAAGAGAACUGGAUCUGGGAAUCCUCUAAAACCUUCUAAACCCAAAAGAUAUAGACCUGGUACAGUUGCUUUACGUGAAAUUAAACAUUAUCAAAAGACCACAAACCUUUUGAUUCGUAAAUUUCCCUUUCUCGUACGUGAAAUAGCUUUAGAAGACUUAGGUCCAAAAACUGGUAUUGGAUUAAGAUGGCAAUCCGCCGCGAUCUUGGCUCUUCAAGAAGCUACCGAAGCCUAUCUGGUCCAUUUAUUUGAAGACGCCAAUUUAUGUGCUAUUCACGCGAAAAGAAUUACAAUAAUGCAAAAAGAUAUUCAACUGGCGAGAAGGAUUCGCGGGGUUUACAUUUGUCCUGGAUAA
Molecule: messenger RNA, 444 nt
Organism: Funneliformis mosseae
Lineage: Eukaryota; Fungi; Glomeromycota; Glomeromycetes; Glomerales; Glomeraceae
Source: the annotation of a GenBank genome assembly